AUGGAUCAAAAUCAUCUAAAAUUAAACUUUAGUUAGUUCAUUGUAGAAAAGCUAAAUUCUUACACCGAUGAUUAUAAAUAAGGAGUAAUUCGAAAAAUUAAAAAAUAGGGUGUAUUGGGUGUUUUAGCAUUUUCAUAAGUUAGAAAAGUUAUACAUCGUAAGACAAGAGCGAUUAGAGCAAUGAAAGUAGGAUUUAUAAAAGUUUAUAGGUAAUAAGCAAAUCGAGAUUAUCAACGAAUUAUAAUAAAAGUUUAUAAACGAAAUCAAUGUUUAUAAGUAAUUAAACAUCCACAUAUAUUAAAACUAUAUGAAUUUAUUAAUAUGAGAAAAACUAUUACAUAAUCAUAGAAUUAUGUACAGGGUAUACUAUCCAAAAUCAUUUAGUGGUGAAUUAUUUGACAAGAUAAUAGAGAAAGGUAGUGUUUCAGAGAAGGAAGCAAGUUAAAUUUUGAAAUAAAUAAUGUCAGCUAUCUUAAUGCUUAAAUUAGAAACCAGAAAAUGUUUUAUAAUAUAAUAUAAUAUGUUUAUAAUAUAUAUAAUUUUUAAUCAAUCUGUAUUAGAUAUUGUAAGUUAAGGAAAUGACAAUAUUAAAGUUUUUUGAUCGGGGAACAGCAAAAAUCUUUUCACCCAACUAAUAAAUUAAUGAAAAAUUUGGGACACUUUAUUAUAUGGCUCCAGAAGUUUUAAAACUCAAUUAUAAUGAAAAAUGCGAUAUUUGGUAAUGUGGAGUAAUAUUAUAUAUUCUUUUAUUUGGAGUACCUCCAUAUAAUGGUAGAACAGAUGCAGAGAUUUAGAAGAAUAUUUUGAAUGGGAUAUAUAUUAGAUGUAAAAUAUAUGAUUAAAUAUAUAUAUAGGGUGAAGUUUUGGAUACAGUUA
Molecule: messenger RNA, 876 nt
Organism: Paramecium sonneborni
Lineage: Eukaryota; Ciliophora; Oligohymenophorea; Peniculida; Parameciidae
Source: the annotation of a GenBank genome assembly